This is a messenger RNA of Drosophila busckii, 738 nucleotides long. It is a transcript of the gene Cpr49Ab, whose product is annotated as larval cuticle protein LCP-30. Lineage: Eukaryota; Metazoa; Arthropoda; Insecta; Diptera; Drosophilidae. Gene Ontology annotation, molecular function: structural constituent of chitin-based larval cuticle. The transcript has 3 exons. Gene Ontology annotation, cellular component: chitin-based extracellular matrix. Bases 11 to 691 code for a protein of 226 amino acids. The record is from RefSeq and is a predicted model, not a curated record.
UCUAAACACAAUGUUGCGUCUAACGUUCUGCCUGCUGAUCUGCGCUACUGUGGCUUUGGCCCAGCGCCGCGUUGUGCGUCCUGUGUACUCCACCGGCAACGCUGGCGAUGGACAGUACCGUCCCAGCAACGACGGCCAGUACCGUCCCGAUAGCUCUGGCAGCGGAAACGACGGCCGCUAUGUGCAUGUGGAUAACAAGUACAAGCACGACGCUCGUCUCGAUGGCGGCUACAAGGGUAAAAAUAUUCCCUAUGUGCCACACAAGGAGAAGUUUAUUCCAACCCCACCCACUCCUCGUGUACGUGUUGCUCCCACAUACAAGCCCGCUCCCCCACAGGCACCCGCUGCUGUCUUCGUUGACUUGCCCCAAGGCAAGGGACGUGGUGUUGGCAAGAAUGGCGAUCUCAUCCUGCGUCAGAAUGGUGCUGUAGACACUGUUGGAUUCAACUACCUCUACGAGACUGAGAACGGUAUUCUGGGUGAGGAAGCCGGCAAGAUUGAGAAGCAAGACUCUGGUGAGUCUCUGCGCACCAAGGGAUUCUACGAGUACACUGGCGAUGAUGGCAAGCUCUAUCAUGUGGAUUAUGUUGCUGAUAAUGGUGGCUUCAUUCCAGUCGGUGCUCACAUUCCCACUGUGCCACCACAUGUUCCCCGUCUGUUGGAAUAUCUGCGCACCCACGGUGCUUUGUAAGCCAAAUGUUUGUUUGUUUGCAAAUGUUCGAUAGUUAUAAUAAAAAG